GAGAAGCCCGAGCCCGAGCCCCCCGUCGUCAUUUCGGCGCUGCGGCGGCCACCGGCUCCCACUUGGCUGGGAACAUGGGAGCCCGCUUGCCCUUGCCGGCAGGUGGGGUGGCUACCUGGGACCCCAGCAGGGCACAUCUGUCUUUCUUUCUUCUUCUGGGCUUUCUGAAAAGCUUCUAGGUCCCAGUACCUCUUGCAACUCUCUUCUGUUUUAAGGAUUCUUUCCAAAGGUUUGAUUUUUUUUUUUUUUUUCCUGGAGAAGCUUUGGAUAAAUAUUUUUCUCUGCUUUGCUUCUUCAAUACAACCUCUCGUCACGGUUUAACUUUUUUGUGACUUGUUUUAACUUGAGAUUGGAAGUGAAUAUAUACAUAUAUAUACACAAAUGUACAUUUAUAUAAAUCUUUAAAUAUAUAUAUAUACACACACAUAUAUAUAUAUGAUUAUUUUCUAAGAGCACAUCUCUCUGGCACCCUUCAUUGAUACCUCUGUCCUUUACCUCUUUGGGAUUUGACAAGCUCCAGACUCUGUGUGGUUGUGGAUUCCGACUGCUUUGCAAAUGGGUAUUUCUGCGCAAGAGCUGUUUCCAGCACUCACUAAGACCUCUCAGUAACUGGAGACCUGGCCUGCCUUGCCUACUGAGCUUGGGGGAAGAUUGGAUGCAGAUGAGUUAAUUAUAUUCCAUGAAGUAAUAGCUUACCACCUGCCAGGGUUUAAACUACUUUUGCAGCAUCACUUCACCUGUGGAGUCUUUGAAAUUUUGCUUUCUUGGGGAAAAAACUAGGUAAGAGAAGGCAGUUUUCUUAACAAGUUAGCGUCCUCUCCCUCCCUUACAAGUUGGUGCAAAAGAUCGGGCUCUGACUCCAUUGAACUGCACCUUCACGUCAAAAUAGAAGAAGAAAGGGACCAUGGCUCUGAGUGGAAACUGUAGUCGUUAUUAUCCUCGAGAACAAGGGGCUGCGGUUCCCAACUCCUUCCCUGAGGUUGUGGAGCUGAACGUUGGGGGUCAAGUUUAUUUCACUCGCCAUUCCACAUUAAUAAGCAUCCCUCAUUCCCUCCUGUGGAAAAUGUUUUCCCCAAAGAGAGACACAGCUAACGAUCUAGCCAAGGACUCCAAGGGAAGGUUUUUCAUUGACAGAGAUGGAUUCCUGUUCCGUUACAUUCUGGACUAUCUCAGGGACAGGCAGGUGGUCCUGCCUGAUCACUUUCCAGAAAGGGGAAGACUGAAAAGGGAAGCUGAGUACUUCCAGCUCCCAGACUUGGUCAAACUCCUGACCCCUGAUGAAAUCAAGCAAAGCCCAGAUGAAUUCUGCCAUAGUGACUUUGAAGAUGCCUCCCAAGGAAGUGACACGAGAAUAUGCCCCCCUUCCUCGCUACUCCCUGCUGACCGCAAGUGGGGUUUUAUUACUGUGGGAUACAGGGGCUCCUGCACCAUGGGGAGAGAGGGGCAGGCGGAUGCCAAGUUUCGGAGAGUUCCCCGGAUUUUGGUUUGUGGAAGGAUUUCCUUGGCAAAGGAGGUCUUUGGAGAAACUUUGAAUGAGAGCAGAGACCCUGACAGAGCCCCAGAAAGAUACACCUCCAGAUUUUAUCUCAAAUUCAGGCAUCUGGAAAGGGCUUUUGAUAUGUUAUCAGAAUGUGGAUUCCACAUGGUGGCCUGUAACUCCUCAGUGACAGCAUCUUUCGUCAACCAAUACACAGAUGACAAGGUCUGGUCAAGUUACACUGAGUACGUCUUCUAUCGUAAGUACCACGGCUUCUUUUUGUUUUUUCGUGUGUAUGGAUCCUCUUAA
Aethalodelphis obliquidens (Pacific white-sided dolphin) is the source of this 1786-nucleotide messenger RNA. It is a transcript of the gene KCTD16, whose product is annotated as potassium channel tetramerization domain containing 16. Lineage: Eukaryota; Metazoa; Chordata; Mammalia; Artiodactyla; Delphinidae. Gene Ontology annotation, cellular component: presynaptic membrane; signaling receptor complex; postsynaptic membrane. The transcript has 2 exons. The record is from RefSeq and is a predicted model, not a curated record. Gene Ontology annotation, molecular function: protein binding. Bases 905 to 1786 code for a protein of 293 amino acids. Gene Ontology annotation, biological process: regulation of G protein-coupled receptor signaling pathway; protein homooligomerization.